AUGUUAAAUUCAAAUUGUUCCGUGGUUCAACCGCACAAUUUAAACAUACCACAACCAUUUCAAUAUUAUUUAUGCUUUGAUGUUGAAGCUACAUGUGAACAAGGUGGUGGUUUUGAUUACAAGAAUGAAAUCAUAGAAUUUCCCGCUUUAUUAAUCGAAAGCGAAACAUUCAACGUAGUUGAUGUAUUUCAUUCUUAUGUCAAGCCAAGUUAUAAUCCAGUAUUAUCAAAGUUCUGUAUAGACUUGACCGGAAUACCACAAUCAACUAUAGAUAUUAGCCCGUCAUUUCCUGAAAUGCUGUGCAGAUUUCAAGAUUUUUUACUCAGUCAUAAACUUUUUAAUGAUAAUAGUUGCGCCUUCUUAACUGAUGGUCCUUGGGAUAUUCGUGAUUUCAUCACAAAACAAUGCAAGAUUUCAAAAAUACCCCGACCAAAAUAUUUCUCCCUUCCAUGGGUAGAUGCCAGAACUAUGUUUGCAAAGUUUUACAAUUGUAGACCUCGUAAUAUUCCCAGUAUGUUGGCACAUUAUGGUCUGAAGUUCGAGGGACAUGAACAUUCAGGAAUUGAUGAUGCAAAAAAUUUAGCAAUCAUUGCUAAGCGUUUAUGGGAAGAUGGGGCUGUAUUUAGGACUAAUCGGAGAUUUAGAUAG
Molecule: messenger RNA, 648 nt
Organism: Dentiscutata erythropus
Lineage: Eukaryota; Fungi; Glomeromycota; Glomeromycetes; Diversisporales; Gigasporaceae
Source: the annotation of a GenBank genome assembly